UCAUUUUCCUACCUUGGAGUAGGCUAUUUCAAUUUCCUAAAUUAAAGGGCAUAUUAACACCAAUAAAAAAAAUUAAAUCAAAAAUUUAUAUAUUAAAAUGUUUUGACCAUAAAUAUUCCAUGUAAAUGCCAAUAGUAAUUUAAACUUCCACACAAAGCCUGCCAACUAUACAAAUGUGUCGGUUCUAAAUAUACUUGAAAAUUAAAUCUACUUAAAAUAUGCUUGCCUUCCAUUUAAUACCAAAUUAUUUUGUAAAUCAGCAUGAAUUAUAUAACUGAUGUAAAUGUUUCUACAAUAUAUUUUACAGAUGCAUAAACAUAUUCUCACCUCUUAUGGUGCUUUAUUCUGAAAAAUAACUUUACCAUUCUCCAAAAAGAAACUUUUCUCUUGACUAUAAAGAAAGGUUAGAAAAGCUAAGAAUUAUUUGUUAAAAGAAUGAAUUUUAAUGAUUGGAAAACUUGUUAAAUGACCUGUCUACAACACCUUGAUAUUUAAUGGCUACAAUUUUAUGAAGGUUUUUUUACAAAUUCAUAAGUGCUAAAAGUUGUUUAAUUAUUUUUUAGUAAAGCAUGAACUUGUAUAAAGAGAUUACGGCAUAUUCUAUUUUUUACAUACAUAAAAGAAGAAAAAAUGGUGAAAAUUCUCAAGUUUGUAUAUGUUAUGGUUCUGUUUAUUUUCUUAUCUUUUGUUGCAACAGAAGCUGGUGGUGUGCGAGUUGAAUGUGAAACUGAAAAAGAAUGUCCACAAAGUCCGAAUGCAUUUUAUGUUAUUAAAUGUGUUGAUCACUUCUGUGAAUGGUAUCUUAUUUUAAUUAAUAACAUUUUUAAACUUUUUUUUACUAUAGUACACAUUGAAUGUGAAACUGAUGAAGAUUGUCAACAAAGUGUGAACGUAUUUUACAUUAUUAAAUGUAUUGAUCACUUUUGUGAAUGGGUUGAACUGGAAUUUUGAUUCUAAGAUUAAUAGGGCUUGGAAAGUACAACAACACCCUACAAAGAAGAAUUAUUGUGCUAGAAAAAUAAAUGUAUUGGAGUUCAAUUAUUUUACUUUAGCUAAAAUGAUGGUAAGACAACAAAGACUAUUAUUUAUGUUUUCUUCAUCUCUUUAAAUUUUAUUACUUCAAACUCCAUCACAUAUAAAAAUGGCUUUAAUGGUUAGGUUGAAAAUGCUUUCUAUUUUUAAAACAUAAUUUUGUUUUUAUGCCAUAAUUUCGUCACAUUUGUAAUUUUCGAAGACUUCUAUUUAAAUUUCUCUUAUAUUUUAUUUAGCUUUUCUAGCCUGGUUUACAUAUUCAAUACUUUGCUUUUUAAAUUUCUUACACUCCACAUCAUCUUUUCUCUCUUCCACCUAAU
Messenger RNA from Vicia villosa (hairy vetch), 1352 nucleotides. RefSeq lists its product as uncharacterized. Gene Ontology annotation, molecular function: metal ion binding. The transcript has 3 exons. The record is from RefSeq and is a predicted model, not a curated record. The coding region runs from base 631 to 951 and encodes 106 amino acids. NCBI's taxonomy places the organism in Eukaryota, Viridiplantae, Streptophyta, Magnoliopsida, Fabales, Fabaceae.